Molecule: messenger RNA, 1782 nt
Organism: Diaporthe amygdali
Lineage: Eukaryota; Fungi; Ascomycota; Sordariomycetes; Diaporthales; Diaporthaceae
Product: impB/mucB/samB family protein
Exons: 2
Coding region: 1-1782 (593 amino acids)
Biological process (GO): translesion synthesis
Molecular function (GO): damaged DNA binding; DNA-directed DNA polymerase activity
Source: RefSeq, a predicted model, not a curated record
AUGGAACAUGCGGUGAAGAAGAGAUCGCCUCGAAGGAAGCAAGACAGGAUCAUCUUGCAUUUCGAUUACGACUGCUUUUACGCUCAAGUCGUCGAGAAUGCCCAGCCUGCGCUGAAGUCUCUGCCCCUCGGCAUCAAGCAGAAGAGCAUCCUAGCGACAUGCAACUACGAGGCCCGGAAGCGCGGUGUCAGGAAGUUGCAGCUCAUAUCUGAUGCCAAGAAACUCUGCCCAGACUUGGUCCUUGCCGACGGCGAGGACCUGUCCGCGUUCCGGGAUGUUUCCAAGAAGCUUUAUGGUCUUUUGAGGUCAUAUUCGUGGAACAAGAAAGUUGAGCGCCUUGGACUGGAUGAGGUCUUCCUGGAUGUCACCGACAUGGUCGAUUUCAACGUCGGUCUUCUGAACCGAAAUGCGUUGCCGAACUCAUUCUUCUGCCUGUCCCGGGAUGACCCAGAAAAGGGCUUCAGCUUUGAUGCUACCGCCAUCGCCGGCUGUGUUACUGGCAGUGGCCAUGGGGAAGAUAAUCACGAAAAUCUUUCGUUCGUUAAACUUGUUCUUGCAUCUCACAUGGCAAGGUAUCUUCGCCUCAAGAUAGAAGAAGAGGGCUAUACAUCCGCUUGUGGCAUCUCAACCAACAAGGUCCUGAGCAAGUUGGCAGGUAGCGUGAACAAGCCAAGGAAUCAGACGACUCUAAUUUCGAUUCAUGAAGACGAGACUCUCAAUUUCAUGGACUCGCACGGCCUCCGUCAAGUUCCCGGAAUAGGAGGCAGAAUCACACAUACGCUGGAGAGCUACUUUCUUGGAAGAGACGCAGAUACAGAUACCUUCGUCAAUGGCUCAGCUGUGAAGGUAGGGGCUUUCAGGACUCGAGAAGAGGUCUCGCCUCAUAUGCUCGAAAAGUUACUGGGAAGUCGUCCUGGAUCGGAGAAAGGCAUAGGGGAGAAGGUGUGGGGUCUUCUGCACGGAGUUGAUGACACAGAGGUGAAAGCUGCGAGCAACAUCCCAACACAGAUCUCAAUCGAGGAUACUUACCCUGGCUCUAAUGGCGGGCUGAACAUACCCACAGAGAUCGAACGGGAGCUAGUCAAGCUUGCGGCGUCUCUGCUGCGGCGCAUGCACGUUGACCUGACUGAGCCUCACGAACCAGAAACGGUGAAAGACGCCGCGCCGCUGAUUGAUGGCUCGAGGCGCUGGAAGUGGUUAGCCCAUCCCAAGACCCUUCGAUUAUCAACACGCCCAAAAACAUCGCCCAGUGACGGCAUACCUUACAACUGGGGUCGAGCUAGCCGGAGUCAACCACUCCCAACCUUCGUCUUCCAAGACGUUGAUGACGAGAUCAUCGUCCAGAGGCUCGUAAAAGAGGCCUUGUUGCCAAUGUUCUACCAGCUGAACCCGGACAAGACCGAAGGCUGGAACAUCGGCAUGAUCAAUAUUUGCGUUGCAAACAUGACACUUACAGCAACCGAGGACGCAGCUGGGAGUGGGCGAGACAUCUCACAGAUGUUCAAGAGGCAGGAUGAGGUCCUGCGCGAGUUCAGGGUCUACGAGACGCAGCCGAAGGUAUAUCAGCCGUCAGACAUGGGCGAGGAAAGGAACGGAAGCACAAGCCCGAGUCUCACGGUGGCGGACGAUGGCAUGGCGUUUGAAGAUGACUACGCCUCGGAGUCCGAAUCGGAAGCCUGGGGUGACCAAGAUGGAAGCCAGGCCUGUCCGAGGUGCGGUCAUUACCUGCCCGUAUUCGCGAUACCUGCGCACCAGCGGUACCACGCCCUCGAGGAACCAUAA